AUGUCUGGGUUGCAAGCUCAGUGCCCAGUGUGGGGGCUGUGCAGGAGGCAGCCAAUCAAUGAUUCUCUCUCAUCAUUGAUGUUUCUAUCUUUUUCUCCCUCUUCCUUCCUCUCUGAAAUCAAUAAAAAUAUAUUUGAGAGAUUACCUGUGCCUAGAAAAAGGCAAGAAUGUAAUAGCCUGCCCAGUCCCAAUCCUUAUCCAUGUCUUCCUUGGCAGCCUGAACUGAAGGGCCUGCAUCAGGGAAGCCAGCGAGGGCCCGGGUUGGCUCUGAGGGCUUGGCUUGGGGAGGUGGACCACACUAUGGCCCUUUGGGUACCAUUACUGUCCCCUGGUAGGAACGCUUAA
Messenger RNA from Pipistrellus nathusii (Nathusius's pipistrelle), 345 nucleotides. Lineage: Eukaryota; Metazoa; Chordata; Mammalia; Chiroptera; Vespertilionidae. The record is from the annotation of a GenBank genome assembly.